AUGUUGAAAAGAAGGAAUUUGCAGAUCGAUCCGAAUUACGAGAAUCGGCCGCUCAAAAACUUCAACAGCACACAGACGAAGAGGAAAACCGCUGAUCCAUGGGGUGAUCCAGUUCCAUCAAGCGAAGAGGACUCUUAUUGGUGCUACAUUUGUAUCGAUCAAAAUGGACACUCGUCAUCACCAGCACUCUUGGCUCACCUUCUUCAGAAACAAAUGCGCGUCCCGUUGGCUCCGAGUUGCUCUCUCGAUCGAUACGCCUAUCAAAUCAUGUGCAAGGGGCCGUGCGUGGUCGCGAUGUACACGAGGGGAAGAGAGUUUCUCGGCUAUCUUCGCGAUUGUGCGUCGGCAGCAGCGUUCAAAGCUUUCUCCGAGCAACAACUCAGCCAAUUCCCUCAACCGGCCCCGCAAGUGAUUGGUCUUGGGCAAGAUAUUUAUGUCGAACUCUCGAUUUGCCGCGGUGAUUACUGUAACACAGAUGUCCGACAGACGACAAGAAGAGCUCGAAUUCCGAAGAAUCGCCUCGAUGCUCAGAACGAUCAUGAGGUGAGAGUUGUU
Messenger RNA from Mesorhabditis belari, 555 nucleotides. NCBI's taxonomy places the organism in Eukaryota, Metazoa, Nematoda, Chromadorea, Rhabditida, Rhabditidae. The record is from the annotation of a GenBank genome assembly.